Molecule: messenger RNA, 2350 nt
Organism: Oryza sativa Japonica Group (Japanese rice)
Lineage: Eukaryota; Viridiplantae; Streptophyta; Magnoliopsida; Poales; Poaceae
Product: syntaxin-22
Biological process (GO): intracellular protein transport; vesicle-mediated transport; vesicle fusion
Cellular component (GO): endomembrane system; membrane; SNARE complex
Molecular function (GO): SNAP receptor activity; SNARE binding
Source: RefSeq, a predicted model, not a curated record
GCACAGUGGUGAUGGCAGAGGCGACGCAGCGGCAUGGGCGUGGCUCACGAGGGCACGAGGUGGUGCACCGGGUGUAGUGGCGUUGGCAAGGUGGACAGCUGCGGUGGCGUCGUGGAGUCCAGAUCCAGUUGGCAAAGAGAGGAGGAGGAGGAGGAGGAGAUGGUGGGGCAGCUGCUUGCUGCGGGGAGUCGUCGAUCAGCGUCGAGGUUGCCUCCUCCGUCGCCGCUCCGACCACGGCGAUGGCGGCCUCCCCGAACGGAGCCUCGGUAGCGGCGGGCACGGCCGCAGCCGCGAAGGGGUCGAGCACGUGCAGCGACCGCGGCCGCCGCAGCCAGGUCCACCUCCCGCGCCGAUUCCUCUUCCGCCCACAACCGCCGGAGCCGUGCCUCCGCCGCUGCCCUUGUCCUCUCGUCGCUGGCGUCCGUAGUUGCCCAUCUCCACCAUCCGAGCCAGCCACCGAGUUCCCCGUCCCUCACUCGUUCUUCAUCCGUUUCCCGCUACUCCUACCUCGCCGCCGUUCGUCGGCUCGCCGUCGUGCGUCGCCGGCCGUCGAUCUCCCCGGUGGUCAACUGCUGUCGGUCCAAGAUGACAUCGCUGCACACUGACAUGUGAGUCCCACCACGCUGAGUCAGCUUGUCAACCGGGUCAACAACGUCACGUCGGACGAAACCGCCAGCAAAACCACCGAGAGAGGUGAUUUGCUCUGGUUUUCAUAGAUGAAGGAGGCAUUAUACCCGGUUUUCCGGUUGGGGAUGUUAUUUACACAAGCGCAAGAGAUGAGGGAGGCAAAAUGGACUUAUUCCGCAGUUGAUGGCUUCAUGCCAAGCACCACGCCCAAACUGCGACCGCGGAUCGAGCCCGCGGGCGGACACUGUUCCGUUCGUGGCUGUGCGGCCAUCUCCACGACUCCACCACCUCCACCUGUAGCAUCGCUUUGAUCCAUGGAACAAUAAAGAACUCUUGCCUGCAACUGUGCGUGGCCGGUGGCGAUGGCGACUCUACCCUAGUGUAUUCUCCGCUCUGCCGCCUCCACCAGGACCACCACCACCUUCGCUACCCGGCGCCGUACCCUGCGCAGCCGCGGGGCACCUCGGCGGCGUAACGAGGCGAGGGGGAUCGGACGCGCGCGCGCGCGCGAGGAGAAAGGCCGGGGGGGAUCAGCGAUGAGCUUCGCGGAUCUGGAGGCCGGCGCGGUGCGGGCGCCCAGGAGGGCGCGGGGCCCCGACGCCACGCGCGCGCUCGUCUUCCAGAUCACCACCGCCGUGGCCUCCUACCGCCGCCUCCUCAACUCGCUCGGGACGCCCAAGGACACCCCCGCCCUUCGUGACCAGCUGCAGAAGACUAGUCAUAACAUUCUUCAAUUGGCAAAGGAUGCGAAGGAGAAGCUCAGGAGAGCUGCUGAGGCAGACAAGAACGCCGAUACUAGUGCAGACAAGAGGGUUGCUGACAUGAAGCUUGCCAAGGAUUUUGCCACGACGAUGGAGGAGUAUGGAAAACUUCAAAAUCUUGCGAUUCAAAGGGAGAUGGCAUAUAAGCCAGUUGUUCCCCAGACAUCUCAGCCAAACUAUACUACAGGUGGUAUAGAAGCCAGGGAUUCUGGUAAAAUUCCUGAACAGCAUGCGCUACUCGCAGAAUCAAAGAGGCAAGAGGUGCUGCAAUUGGAUAAUGAAAUUGUUUUCAAUGAAGCUAUCAUUGAGGAAAGGGAGCAAGCUAUUCAAGAUAUUCAACAACAGAUUGGUGAAGUACAUGAAGCAUUUAAGGAUCUUGCUACACUUGUGCAUAUUCAAGGAGUUACAAUCGAGGAAAUCGAUACAAACAUUGAGAAUUCUGCAGCAGCAACCAAAGAGGCAAAGACAGAACUCGCGAAAGCGUCCAAGACUCAGAAAUCGAAUUCAUCACUGCUCUGCAUUCUUCUGGUGAUCUUCGGGGUUGUCUUGCUAAUUGUGAUAAUAGUUUUGGCAACUUGAGGCGCGACGUAGAGAUUACUGGUGCACUCGGUAGCAUAUUUAAAAGCCAUCUGCAUCGGUCCUUGAUCUUCUCGAAGUGCAAAGACUGUCGCUCACGAAACUGUACAAGUUUGUUGUUUGUUAUAGGUUUUCUGAAUUGUGAGUUCAUUUCCUGAUGUCAUGCGUGAGUCUUUUUUUCAUGGCUUGCCUUGAGUGAACAGUGAUGCUCUUUUAUUUUGCCGACGAACUUUCACUUUGUAAGUAUUUUCAGUGAAUAAAAACAAAAGAGCAACUAAGUUCUGUCUUGUAAACCCCCGUAAAAUAAACUUGUCGUUGUAUCAUCAACGCCCUCACACUUCAGUGGCUUGGGUUUCAUACGUGGAAUAAAUAUGGAUUGUGUUUUU